AUGUCCACCGUGGAACCCAUUCACCAAAGCUACAUGCUGGCCUGGAAUCAGUCGGACUUGGUCGACGAAGGCGGGGACAUGUUCAUCACCCUCUCAGCGAGGGGUAUCGAGGCGCAGGGCAUGAUCACAAUCGGGUUCGGAGGGCUGAGCAUGGAAACCACGGACGACUUCGUCAUCUACGUCGUCGAGUCGGAGACCUCGGCCGAGUGCACAGACCACAGCGGGCCCGGGGGCCGGUCAAAGCCGCCCCCGGAUGACGAGGAGAACAACGAGCUCGAAGUGGUAAGGAUGAGCGUGGACGGGCAGUGGACCGGCGUCACCUUCGCUCUCUCCGGCGAGGGCACCGACGACUCGGACUACCCUCUCAGCGACGACAUAUAUCCCUCCCAAGAUACCUCCAUUAUCUACGCCUGGCGCUCCGGGGACGGCAUCGGCAAGCACCCCAACAGCCAACGCGGGGCGGCCCAGAUCAACUUAAAGGAUGGCUCGGUCGCUGACGAGCAGUGCUCUGACUCCAGUGAGUACUACUCUCUCCACGGCGCCCUGCUGCUGGUGGCGUGGAUGAGAAUCGCGCCUUACGAGAUCUACCAAGCCCGGUGA
Molecule: messenger RNA, 600 nt
Organism: Ectocarpus siliculosus
Lineage: Eukaryota; Phaeophyceae; Ectocarpales; Ectocarpaceae
Source: the annotation of a GenBank genome assembly